Messenger RNA from Sphaeramia orbicularis (orbiculate cardinalfish), 4297 nucleotides. It is a transcript of the gene rasef, whose product is annotated as RAS and EF-hand domain containing. Gene Ontology annotation, molecular function: calcium ion binding; GTPase activity; GTP binding. The transcript is spliced from 18 exons. The coding region runs from base 97 to 2541 and encodes 814 amino acids. The record is from RefSeq and is a predicted model, not a curated record. Lineage: Eukaryota; Metazoa; Chordata; Actinopteri; Kurtiformes; Apogonidae.
ACACCUCAGCUCCCAGCAGGCUGUUUAUCAUCUCUGCAGUUCUUUACUAAAUGAUUCUAGAUUCUUUUAAAAGCACGUACUGAAAAACACACAACCAUGGCAUCAGCACGGGCUAUGGGUGAGGAAGAACGGAGGCGUCUGAGUUCACUCUUUCAUGCCUACGAUGUGGAUAAUUCAGGACGGAUUGAAAAAAAUGAGUUUUUCACAAUCUGCCAGGAGCUCCAUGUCUCAUCGAAAGAGGCAGACGGUAUAUUCGACCGUCUAGACAUCGACAAAGACGGCACCGUGACCUUAGAGGAGUUCAUCAGCGGCUUCAAUGGACAACACCGGGAGGAGGAGGAGGAAGAUGAGAUUGAACAAGAAGUUGAAAAGAAAAAAUUUCCAAGCAAGAAAGAAACCGUUAUCUCCAGCCGGGGACAGUCCUCCAUCAGAGGCAUGAGCGCAGAGGAGCAGGACCGGUUGCGCGCGCUGUUCCGUACCUACGACGUGGACAACUCCGGGAAGAUCGAGAAGAACGAGUUCCUCACCAUCUGCGGGGAGCUGCAGGUGUCUGCGGUGGAGGCGGAGAAGAUCUUCAACCGGCUGGACGUGGACGGAGACGGCACCGUCACCCUCACGGAGUUCAUCAGCGGCUUCCACGAGCGUUACGCAGAGGACAUGGACGGAGGAGAGGUGUCCGCGGCCUGGGAGGACUUUGAGAUGAGGCUGGCAGACCAGGCCAAGUUCAUCCCCAGGAACAAUCAGGCUGCGAUGUUGUACCAGAACAUCAGCCUGACUGAGCCCAGACUCAUAGCUCAGUUUGAGAAAGUCAUCAUGAACUUCACCAAAGAGAUCAGACAGCAGAACUCGGAGAUGGAGAACCUCGCCCUCGCCAUCAAACGAGCUCAGGACCAGGCAUCAAUGCAGCUCAGUGAGAUGGAGGAAGAGAUGGAUCAACGCAUUCAUGCUGCUGAAAGAAAAACACGGGAGCAGGAGAAGAAGCGGACAGAAGCCGCAUUGAGUGAAUUACGGAGGUCUUAUGAAACAGAAGUGUGUGAGCUGCAGUGCAAGAUCCAGAGGAUGCAGAUGAUAGAAGAGAAGUACAAGAACAUCACGGUAAAUGAUGAGAGCCCAGCGUUGAAGAAGAAGAUUAAUGAGUUAAUGCUGGAAAACCAGCGGCUAAAGCAGGAGCUGCUGAAAUCUCAGACCAAUGUGGCCUGUUUGCAGAGUGACAUGGACUCGCUGAAGACGGAGCUGACGGAUCAAAGCAUCAACUCUGAACGUGACGAGGAGCUCAUGAAACAAUUCUCUGAUGAGCGAGAUAUCCUGGAGAGUCAGAUCGAGAUGCUGCAAACAGCCAACAGGAAACUCCAUGACAGCAACGAUGGCCUGAGGGCUACUCUGGAGAAAAUCACAAGGUCUGGUGUCAGUGCAUCACCUGGAGACCUAAAGAACAGAAACAGAAGUAAAAGUAUCUGCUACUCAUCGCCACAAACAAUAAUAGACAGGUUCUAUCAGCGAAUGGAUGAUAUCCCUGUGUACAGCCGUCGGCCCAGCUGCGACACUCUGGCCUUGGCCAUGUGUGACCCAGGUCUGAGACGCCGAGACAGCAGUGAGUGUGAGGAGGACAGUCUGCCCGAGGUCUACAUGGAUAGUGGCCUGUCCACGCUCAGAGGAUCCCACGGAGGCUAUGACUCAGAGUUCGACACCAAAUGUCCAGAAGAAGAAGAAGAGGAGGAGGAGGAGGUAGAAGAGAGGCAGAAGAAGAAACAACUGAAUGGCACAGAGGCUGCAGAGACACAUGAUACUGAAUCAGCGUUUGGGUCGGACAGCAGCUCAGUAUUGGACUGGAAACCAUCUGAACCCAUCCCUGUGACCCCUCCAGCACCAACAACGCGAAAAGCCCUUAGUGCCAUCAGCGUUCGAAAGGACGAGCGUGACAGGUCAGGCCUCGACUACAUGGCGUCGGAGAAGACCUACAGGAUCGUACUGGCUGGAGACGCCGCUGUGGGCAAGUCCAGCUUCAUGCUUCGCCUCUGCAAGAAUGAAUUCAAGUCAAACUCCAGCGCUACUCUGGGUGUGGAUUUUCAGAUGAAGACAUUAAUUGUGGAUGGAGAACCUGCUUUACUACAAAUAUGGGACACGGCAGGACAAGAAAGGUUUCGCAGCAUCGCAAAGUCUUAUUUCCGACGUGCGGAUGGUGUGUUGCUGCUGUAUGAUGUCACCUGUCAGAAGAGCUUCCUAAAUGUCAGAGAGUGGGUGGACAUGAUUGAGGAAGUGUCUCAGGAGAACAUCCCCAUGAUGCUUGUAGGUAAUAAAAGCGACCUUAGAAAAGAUGGUGUCAACUGUGUUCCCACCAGCUAUGGAGAAAAACUAUCUAUGACAUACAGCACUCUGUUCUGUGAAACUAGCGCAAAGGAUGGUUCUAACGUAUUAGAAGCUGUGCUGCAUCUGGCCAGGCAGGUCAUAAAUCGGGCCUCUUAUUCUGAAAAACCUCAUCAUCAGAUUUUUCCCAGGUUAGAGGCUCCCAGGAAGAAACCAAACUUCUCCUGCUGCACUUGAUCAGACAAAUCAGAGCUGGACUUCCACAUCUGCUAAAAAGAAUUCAAGAGCAGAAAGACUGAUCAGAACAAAUCGUCAACAUGAAUAACCAGAUAAUACAGCAAUAGAUUCAUCAAAAGUGAGUUGGAACGACAUGAGUAUCUUAAGAAGAUUGAACACCUUUUUCCAAAAUUCUAAGCUCACUUUUUCGUACCAGGAGUUUUUAUUCAAGGUUAUUGCGAAAGGUUUCUGUGACGUCAUGUUUUUUCUGUCAAUCAAUGUCAGUGUAACCUUGUGUUAACUUUUACUCCAAUUAUUACACUUUUUCUCCCAUUGAAUGAGAGGAGAAGACAGAGAUGGAAGUGAAGCAACGUGUAAAAAGGACUUGAAGGUGAAGUUAAGUAGCAUUUGAGAGCUGACAGAUGAGUAGAAGGACAGAGAGAUAUUUUAGUACUUUGUUAUUACAACGAGAACAGGAGGCUUUUAUUUGCUUUUGGUCCUAAGAGUAGAGUAAGACUUCUGAGCUCAGUUAGUCUAAGUGUUUCUGUGAAAUGACCUGUGGCUGAAGGAAACAAUGAAACAUAGAAGCUAAGGAUUAUGGGAAAACUCUGUGCAAUAGCAUUAUACAGUACCACAACCUGACAUCUUUACGACCUUACAGUGUUACAUUUACAUUUUCAUUUGACUUCUAGUGAAGGGCUUUGUGUUGAACGUACAGCGGAACGUUUUCCCUCUGAAUGAAACCGUUAAAGAACUGCUGCCAACAGACGAUUUUAUUUUGUCGUUUGUUAAUGAAACUGAGGGAGAAACAAAAGAGAGGUGGCCGGGAGAAGAGCUCUUAUCUUUUACUUUAGUCAAUAGUAAGGCUUUGUGUUGCUUUUUAUUAUGUGCUAACAGUAAUGAUGCCAAAUUAUCAAAUAUAACGUACUGAAAAGCAAGUAUGUUUUAACAAAAUGAAAGUCAGACGUUUGACAUCUCACUCAUUCUCACUCUUUCCAGUAGUUUUUGAAACUGAAGGCUAUAUUUUUCUGGUAUUAAAUCACACACUUACCUUAAACCUGCAUCAUGUUUGUACAUAUUGCUAAGUGCAACACUGGAUAUCUGCGAAGAUUAUCUAGAAAUGUGUGCUGUUAUCAUUAUUUCUGCAUUUUGUUGCCUUUUGCCUCUUUUUACUCUGAAUAUGGGACCUUGGCACAGCUCUAAAUACUUUUGCCUGUAAGUCAUCAAUGCUUGCACUUGAUGUUGAAACAUGAUAAACCUAUUUAAUCAUGUGUUCAGACCCCAUAUGGGUCACAGUCUUUCUUGAUGGAUCCUGUACGGCCAGCGCACUAAUACAUCAAUGUACAGCUGAUGUUUGAGUGUGAAAGUCCAGACGGCAAAACAAGAAGGACAAUGAGAUGUUUAACUGUGAAGUCACUACUUUCUCAAUAAAAGUGUAUUGUUAAUAUUACUGUAUGUACUGUGAACGUACCGAUCUGUCUGUCUAGUAUUUAUGUAUCUGUGUGUCGUGUGCACAUGCAAGCUGCACCCCCAAUAAAACAGAGUCACAAAGGCGGAGACAAAUCAAUAAAUCUGAUAAUUUCCCCUUGGUUGGUGCUCUAAAAGACCCUCCUGUUAACCAUACUCCCCAAGCGUCUGCAAGUGUCUCUGAGCAUAGCUGUUUGAAUAACUGCAACAUAUGUUUGGGAUUUUGUGUGUGCGUGCGUGCAUGUGUGUGUGUGUGUGUGUGUGUGUGUGUGUGUGUGUUUAAUGCUGGCACGGGUCCCUGUCUCCACCU